Molecule: messenger RNA, 1125 nt
Organism: Vitis riparia (riverbank grape)
Lineage: Eukaryota; Viridiplantae; Streptophyta; Magnoliopsida; Vitales; Vitaceae
Product: probable glutathione S-transferase parA
Exons: 2
Coding region: 98-763 (221 amino acids)
Biological process (GO): glutathione metabolic process
Cellular component (GO): cytoplasm
Molecular function (GO): glutathione transferase activity
Source: RefSeq, a predicted model, not a curated record
AACCUAAUCAGAAAUAAAGACUCUGAGCACCAUCGCUUUUCCUUCCAUCUGAAAUCAGAUCCAAUAUCCAGUACUUCAACUUCCGUGUGUUGCAGCCAUGGCCAACAGUGACCAAAUAGUUCUGUUAGAUUUCUUUCCAAGCGUUUUUGGGAUUAGGGUAAGACUUGCCUUGGCAGCCAAGGGGGUCGAGUAUGAGGGAAAGGAAGAAGACUUGACUGGAGGUAAAAGCUCUCUGCUCUUGAAGAUGAAUCCAGUUCAUAAAAAGAUUCCCGUUUUGAUUCACAACGGUAAGCCCAUAUGCGAGUCCUUGAUAAUAGUUGAAUACAUUGAUGAGGUUUGGAAGGAUAGAUGUCCUCUGCUGCCAUCUGAUCCUUACCAAAAAGCACAAGCAAAGUUCUGGGCUGACUUCAUAGACAAAAUGGUAUACCCAUGCAGUAAGAAGCUGUGGACAGCCAAAGGAGCAGAGCACGAGGCCAGCAAGAAGGAAUUCCUAGAUAGGAUUAAGCUAUUGGAAGGAGAGCUUAAAUCCUAUCCUUACUUUGGUGGUGAGAGCUUGGGGUUUCUGGACAUUGCUUUUCUCCCAUUUUACUCCAGGUUCUACACAUUUGAGGCUUUUGGGAACUUCAGCAUAGAGGCCGAGUGUCCCAAAUUGGUGGCAUGGGGUAAGAGGUGUAUGGAGGAGGAGUUCGUGUCCAGAUCUCUUCCUCACCCACAUAAGAUGUAUGAUUUGGUGGUGGAGUUCACGAAGAAAGUUGGGAUAUAGAUCACAUAUCAUAUACCUAGCAAAUAUCAUGUUUGGUAAGACUCACUAUCAAUUAGUGUAUUUUUAUGUUUUGGAGUACUGUGCAUCAUCCUAAAGACGACGAUGCAUCCUGUCAGAUCAACCUAGCGAGAUCCUAUGAAUAAGACGAAUGCAUCGUGGAUCAAGUCUGGGCCUCAUGCGCAUGGCCCUACUUUGUCUCUCUGUAAUCACAUGUGUGGUAUUAUGAAAGACAACUAUAUAUUUUGCUACCUCAUGAUUUAAACAUAAACAUAUGGGGUGCAAAACGACAAGUAUAGGCUGUACCCACUAUGGUUCACACUUGAUGGUUAAUGAUUCCUUUCGAGAUAAAACAUUAUGAACUC